Messenger RNA from Trichobilharzia regenti, 2780 nucleotides. The record is from the annotation of a GenBank genome assembly. NCBI's taxonomy places the organism in Eukaryota, Metazoa, Platyhelminthes, Trematoda, Strigeidida, Schistosomatidae.
AAUGAGGGUUUUCUGGCUUAACGACUGUUCAUACUUAGUGAGCUAAAACUAAUGAUAACACGUAGAUGAUACGACCAAAAGAAAUCGAAUUAGUAUCUAGUGUCUAGACCAAUACUUUACAUAUGUGUUAUGUCGAUUAUCUAGGUAUAGUUGAGAGACGUUUAUUGGUAACUAAAAUUUAGACAAGAUUUCAACUUCUUCUCUGAACAUUUUAUUGACAUUUUACUUAAUGGUUUUAAAGAUAUUUUCAUAAUUUGCGAAACUUAAAUGACAAUUAUUCUGCAGAGUUUUAUGUGAAGAGAAGAGUUGCUACGUGUAAUAAUAAGGGUAUAUGAAUUUGGUCUUAAAUAAAAAUCGAUUUAUACUAAUAAUGGAAUGUGAGGUGAAGAGUGCAUAUUAAUUAACGUUAGUAAUACUUGAAAAACUUUCCAUCUACGUUUUGCAGAACAAAUCCACUCUUUGUUUCAUUGAUAUAUCUGAAUGGUCCUUUCUAGAUCAUUCAAAGGAGUUUUAACAGAAUCAAUCAGAUUAAGAGCAUGUCUUUGUAAACACCUUCUUCACAAAGAGAUAACAAAUACACGAUGGACAUCUCAUCCUAAUUUCAUAAGGAGCACUGACGUUCACCUUGUAUAUCUUUUUCACUAUAUCAGGAGACAAAUGUUUUCGAUAUACUUCCCAGCGUAAUCGAUUACAAUGUCUGUGGUUAAAAACUGGUGGACAAAAAAUGAUGCUACAACUGUGAAAAAGCAUACAUCUUCAGAUAUACAGCCUAUUGGGGCAUUUUUACAACAGAAGUUUUCUCGUGGAGUUGACUAUAAUUUAAAAAUUGUGAUACGUGGUGAUCGCAAUGUUGGCAAAUCGACAUUGCUUUCCCGUUUGAAAGGUGAACAAUUUAAGGAGGAAUAUAUUCCAUCCAAUGAAAUUCAGUUAGCAAAUAUUCACUGGAAUCAUAAAAAUUCUCAAAGUGUAAUCAAAGUGGAAGUUUGGGAUGUAGUUGAUAAAGGCAAACCAAGGAACACUUCAAAAGGCUUGAAAUUUUUUAGUAAAUUAACAAAUAAUAAUCAAACUAGCGGAAAUAUCACCGGUGAAUCCGCGAAAAUUGAGCCAUGUCUAGAUGCCAGUUUCAUUAAUGUCUACAAAGGUGCACACGGUGUCAUCCUGAUGAUGGACAUGACAAAACCGUGGACGUUUGAUUAUGUUUGCCGAGAACUUGUUCAAAUUCCUGCAAAACUACCCGUAUUAAUUAUGUCCAAUUUUUAUGAUAUGCAUGAAAAUCGUAAAAUCACCGAAGAACAAGUUCGUGUGUUUCUUGAUACUGUAGAGGUGAAUGGCAACUAUUCAGUAUCGAUAAAUGGCAUUAAAAAUUCUAUAAUUGAACCUGUUGUUGACACUGAGGGAUACAGUGUGCAAAAUAUCAGUUCAACUCGUCGUUCCAUCCCUGUACAAUAUUGUGAAUCGUCAAUGAAAACCGGUUUAGGUUUAAUGUAUGUGUACAAAUUCUUGAACUUACCCUUUCUAUGCUUACAACGUGAUGUUCUACAUUAUCAACUGAAACGUAAUCAUAGUGAAAUGAUGAAUUGUCUGUAUGAAUUAAGUCCAAAGGGAGGUGAAACACCAGAACAACGUUUUAGUUACAUGGAUUCAUCUGAAGCAAAAGCAACUGGUUGUUCUGCAUCGUCUUCUGUCUCGAGAAAUAUCACUUCUCCUAUUUCUUCCUUUCCUCCUUCUUCUUCUUCCUCUGCUUCUUCUUCGUCCACUUUUCAUCCUGCAUCUUCGCAUGCGAUAAAUAAUGAUGUUGUCAGUAUUCCUACAUUCCAGUUGGCCAAAACAAUGGAAACAAUAAAUUCCUUGAAACUGUCUAAUGCUAACAACAGUAAUAGUAUUAAUAAUACUAUACCUAUGAAAAUUAAUCACAAUGAAGUGAAGUCUAAUGAAUCUAGCAAAACGGAACAAAAUCCUAUGGUUAUUGGAUUCAGUGAAGAUGUAGACCCAGCAGAUAUUGAGAUUUAUUACUGUAAUGAUGAUUCAGAGUCAUCUUUAACAUCGUAUACAUACAUUCAUCAAUGUGAUGACUUUCAUGAUGACAAUGAAGAGAACGGUUGUACUGCUUCCGCUAAUCCUUUGAACAAAGAUUUAUCCCAUGCAGUAGUCAGUCAGUUACAAUUAAAUCAGCUUGAGGGACAGACUGAUUCUAUGAAUACAUCUAAUCGGCAUAUACUAUUGGAGUCUGAAAAAGAUUUAAUAACGAAUUCUGGACUGGAACAAUCGAGAACAAAAUCUAAAAAAGGCUCUAUAAAAGAAGAAGAACAACAACAACAAGAAAAUAAAUCGACACCAGUGUCAGGGAACAAUGCCUUAUCAGUAUUCAGUGAAAAUAUAACCAUGCUACCUACUGACAGUGAUGCUUUGGAAAAAUUUCUUGAAGAUACUUAACAAGGUAGCUAGCUGUGUUACACGUUCACUUCACCAGCUGUAUUCGUGAAUUUGCUUGUCAGUUGUCGUUGUUGUUCGUCUUUUUUUGUUCCUUGGUUUACAUUCUCUGACACAGGCUGAUGAUCAACAUUCCUCACUGAUGAUUAAAGCUUCGGUGCUACACUCCUACAGACAAGGGAAAUUUUGUAUAAACUUGACUUAAUUAUUCCAAGGUGUUAAUGUUUUCUUCUCUUUUCUGUGAACAACAACACCAACAACUACAUAUAUGAAACUGUAAACUUUUGUAACACCUUUGUUUAUAAGUGUUGAAAAAAAGAAGUCAGAUGUUUAAUAAACGUUGUUCAGCG